Messenger RNA from Ziziphus jujuba (common jujube), 1675 nucleotides. RefSeq names its product protein XRI1. Bases 320 to 1228 code for a protein of 302 amino acids. Gene Ontology annotation, biological process: female meiotic nuclear division; male meiotic nuclear division. The record is from RefSeq and is a predicted model, not a curated record. NCBI's taxonomy places the organism in Eukaryota, Viridiplantae, Streptophyta, Magnoliopsida, Rosales, Rhamnaceae. The transcript has 9 exons.
AAAAAAAAAUAAAAAAAAAAAAGAGAGAGAAAGUAGAGAGAGAGAGAGAGAGUGUGUGUGUAUUGUUUGGAAGGAGUCGGCGCUCUUUCUUCGUCUUCACAGAUAGCACACAUCUCAAUCGGUAAGAGAGAGAGAGAGAGAGAGAGAGACAGAGACAGAGAGAAGAGAGAGAAAGACAGACAGACAGCAGUGAAUAAUGCAAAUAUAUAUACAGAGCAAGUCGGAAUUUCAGUAACGGCUAGUUUCCAAGGUAGUGGGGAGGACAAAGAGACUGCGAUUUGUGAGAGGAAGGAAGGCUCGGUUUCUCUUUUUUCAGAAAAUGGAUUACAAUAACAAGAAUAAUGAGAAUUGGGAUUGGCAAAGGGAGGAGUAUGGUGACCAAAAGGAUUCUAGUCAUGAUAUAUCGAAACGCAUGUGGAAUGGGGUGCCUCAGAAUGAAGAAGACAUGUCAUACAUGCUUGAUGAUGAAACAACCCCAAUUAAAGCUUGUGGCGAUUUGGCAUACCAUGUUGGACAUAAUGAUAAUUUGAACAAGGAAUCAGAAGAAUGUAGGGAGCCCUAUUCACAAGUAAAGAGGCGAAGGAUGCUACAAUUUAACACUCAAGCUAUGGAAUCUCCCCUUUGCAGUGAAGAGAUGUCUUCUUCAUUUCUAAAAUCAAAUGAGAGAGAAGAUUCACUUGAGGAGGCUUUACCUGCUGUAUCACAUUGGGUCCCUGGGUAUCCAGAAAAUACAUCUGCAUCUUGUUAUGAGAUCCUGGAUCAAUCAUCUGACGAGUGGAUUGCUGGAUACUUCAAUGAUACUGAGAUGCAUUGCAGCCCUGAUGACUUGAAUUUCUCUGGGGCAUCAGAUGUGCAAAUCGAUGUUUCAGAGUUUUGUGAAGUUGCACCUGAGUAUGAAAAUAACAUGCCUCAGCAGCGUAUUGCUCGUACUCCCAAAAACAUUGUUUUUAAAGGUAGGGAGUCUUACAUUCGGACUCCCGCUAAGUUGGCUUCUUCUGUGGCCUAUCCGUUUGCCUUCAUUAAACCCUGUGGGAUUCAUGGAGACGUAACUCUGAAGGACAUAAACCAGAGGAUCCGCACUCCACCACCUUCAAAAUCGAAGCAAAAUGAAGAUCCAGCUGCUUCUUACCCAACUUCUGCCUUUUCUGGGAAACCUGUUGUUGGCAAAACCAAGAUUCACACUGAAGGUGGAAAAGGCAGCAUCACAAUUAUGAGGACCAAAGGCUAGAGUGCGUAGAUAAAAUGUUCUUCUAAACUUCCUUUUUUGUGGCCCUUUUACCUCACCUCACUAUUUACUGUGGUGGAGUGUUUCCUGUAAUAUUCUUAGGGCAAUCAAGUAUAGAAGUUGAUACUGCAUUUUUCUUCUUUUGUCUUUUGUUUUCUGAGUUGUAUUUUGGAAACCAUAAAUCACAGCAACGUGUUUUAUGUUUCCAGGUUGUGUUUGAGGUGUCAAAUAGCUGUUGUUUGUUUAUACAUAGUCUCUGUCCUAGACUGAGGAUCUCUAUGUCUAUCAGAUCCUAUUUUAUUCUGGUUUCAAAAGAACAUUGAUUAGUGCUUUGCAUCGAAUUCCAUAAUGUCAAAUCUUGUGUAUGAAAAUAUGUAUCUGAAGAAACUCUAGUUUUGGACAUGUACCAAACCUCUCUUUAUAAUGACUUUGAGAUUUGCAUUUUUCAAA